Cokeromyces recurvatus is the source of this 1068-nucleotide messenger RNA. RefSeq lists its product as uncharacterized. NCBI's taxonomy places the organism in Eukaryota, Fungi, Mucoromycota, Mucoromycetes, Mucorales, Mucoraceae. The record is from RefSeq and is a predicted model, not a curated record. Bases 250 to 819 code for a protein of 189 amino acids. The transcript has a single exon.
AUUAAAGAUAAUACAAAAAUUGUAACACUCCCAAAUUAUAUGGAAAAUAUCGAGGGCUAUUUAUAUGCCACUUGCAAGGUAAGUGGUAUUAAUAGAAGUAUGGUUUGGAUAAAUGAACACUGAUAUAAUGAAGCAUUAUACAUGAAUAUCGUAUUCGAAUAACUCUACUUUGCAAUAGAGUAUAUUUUUACCGAAGCUUUCUCUAUUACUAGAAAUAUAAUAAAUCAUUAUUUCUGAAGCAACGCGAUAAUGAUAUCAGUUUUAAUUGGCAAACCUAAAGAUAUGGCAACUAUAAAAGAAGACACUCAUCUUAGAAAAAACAUGUUCUCUUUGCUUCUUUACUUUUAUUAUUACUUUUAUUAUUUUAAAAUGACUAUUUUUGACUCUGUUCUGACCAGUGAUAUAGUUCUCCUCGAUUGCGAGGUUAAGAAUACACCCAUUCUAAAAUAUGAAAAUAAUAAUUUCAAAUGCAUUUUUAAAAUUAUCAAAGACAAACAGUUCUACAACGUUACGACAACAUCACCAGGUAUGAGUUUGUAUGUCAUACAAAAUUUACAAGAAGCAUCUAACAUCCAUUUAUUUGGCCCUGAAACUGUCACAACCUGGGUCAAUACCAAUGGUUUUGCCAAUAAAUCCCAUAAAAUUUCUUGCUAUGAAAUACAACAUCAAGAUAUGCAUCUUACGAUGAAAGAUAAUCCUUCAAGAAACGUAAUCAUCACACUUUAUAUGUAUUUAUACACUCAUUUCUCUGAUACCACACGUAUUCAAACAAGAUCAUCUUUGGAAGAUAUUGAAAAAAAUAAUGCACAUGUUAUCUGAAGAUAAAGCCACUUCCUCUCUAUAUCUAUAUAACCUAUCAUAUUCAUGAUCUCUCUCUACCUAGAUAAUAGAAAAGAUCACUAGCUUAUUAACACUUUAAAGCGAAAACGUAAUGAUGAAAAUCUAGAAUUAAGGAAAAAAAAAAAAGGAAAUCUGAUCAGAUUAAUAUAAAAAGUGAAGAGAUCUCUUCCUUUGUAUUAUUAUUAUUUAUUGAUUAUUUUAAAUUCUUCUCUUAUUUUUAUAUAAAAG